Molecule: messenger RNA, 1990 nt
Organism: Asterias rubens (European starfish)
Lineage: Eukaryota; Metazoa; Echinodermata; Asteroidea; Forcipulatida; Asteriidae
Product: pituitary tumor-transforming gene 1 protein-interacting protein-like
Exons: 7
Coding region: 121-690 (189 amino acids)
Biological process (GO): protein import into nucleus
Cellular component (GO): cytoplasm; nucleus
Source: RefSeq, a predicted model, not a curated record
AACAUUGUUUUUGGACUGCGUAAUAAGAAGGAAACACUACCAACAGUCUGAGUUUUGUCUACAAAUUUAUCUCGUCAUCGUUUUUUUUUGUACCAAGUAAUACCGUUAUUAGUUAUCAAGAUGAAGGGAGGGGUGUUUUUGGCAACUCUUCUCGUCUUUUUUGUGUGUAUUUGUUUGGAAAAUUGUCUUGUUUCGGCAGCAACAACAACGGAAAAGCCUUUGACAACACCGCCCAUCGAAGAUACAUGUGGAGCUCACAAUGGCAGCUGCGAUGAAUGUGUCAAAUUUCCAGGAGCCAAAUGUUUUUACUGCUAUACAAAUGGUGUCUGUGCAAAAUACCCAGGGAAAGAAAUCUUCCCUACAAAGUAUUGUGACCUGUCUCAAGCCAGAUGGGGAGUCUGUUUCUUGAACUUCGAAGCCUUGAUCAUUUCAAUGGGAGUGAUUGCUGGCGUUCUACUCCUUGCAAUGACUAUAUGCAUCUACUGCUGCUGCUGCUGUUCAGGAUCCAACAGAGCCAAGUACGCUAAAGAGGAUGCAAAGGUCGAACGGAAGAAGACUGAGAGGAAAAUGCACCACGAGCAGAAGAAAGCUGAUCGAAAGGCAAAGAAUGACGAGAUUAGAAGGAAAUAUGGUCUAAUGCCAGACGAUGAAGGGUCGUAUCACAAACUAGAUGAGUCAGCAACGGCAUAGACAAAGCCCUCGACUGCCAAACUUGGAUACAAACAGUAAACCAGCCAUCUUACAUAGCUGUUAAGCAGAAAAUAUUGCUUAGUACAUUUCUUCGCUAAGCAAACAAAAUUAAAAUACGAAAUACCAGAUGCAAUUGUUUAAACUUUGGCACUUUGGCUGGUAACCUGCCAAGAAAAAUUUGUCUGUGCUUAAAUUGUUUUGUGGAGACCAGCUUUAUGACAUUAGACCCUAAUCUCCUAGAGCUGCUUUGCCCAAAAUUUGCUGAGCAUUGAAAGUUUUGCUGAGAAUGGGUCACCAGCUGGAAUCCGGUACCAUGAGAAUUGAAUGGUGGUGAAUAAAAUUGCUGACCAGAAAUAUUUUUCUGCUUAGCAGCUUUGUCAAGUUAGAAUCCUAUCUAAAAACCAAUCGAUAUUGCUUAUUUACAGCAGUCAUAAAGCUGUUAGGUGCAGUGCUGAUACUGAAGCAAUGGAGGCAAUGUAUCUGGCUUGCCUUGUGGCCCCUUGAAAUAGUCCAGUUCAUAGGUUUCCUCAGAGAACAAGAAUCGAGUGUCAGGCCUUUAAGCACAUGAAUUUUGCUAGGUACUGAUAAAUUUAGCUUAGCAAAUUGAACUACUAUGCAAUGUAACGCACAUUGGUUGUGAUUAGCAGUUCCCACUGAGCUCAAGCAAAUCUAUUCAUCUUAAAGGGAAAGUAUGCGUUUGGUAAUCACUCUUAAAAUUAACGGCAAUAAAAACCUUUUGAAAAGAAGCCUCCAGCAGCAAUUGUUAUUCUAAAGCAUCUUUAAAGUCAUGUGGUUCUGUACAAAAAUAAACGUUUUAUGCCCCCAAAUUGUAAUCUGAGAAGCGUUAUCGCUAUAAUGCUUCUCAGAUUGUUCAGAUAAUCAGGGAUUAUUCUUCCUGCAAAGAAAUAUUUGCUCCAGUUUUUUUUCAAAAUCGCGACCACCUUUUGAAAUUAAAUUUUCAUAUGUUAGUUUUAUAGUGUACAUCUAUGUUAUGAUUGGUUAUCAUUUCUGAUUGGUUGUAAGUUAUUGAUUGGAACCUUUGUUUGGUUUAAUUAGUGAUUUCUGUACAUAUGAAUCUUAAUUAAUUUUUGAACAUCUUGGUUUUCUUGUGUAAGAGGCUAUGGCUCUUUUUUCAAAGCUGACUUAAAUAUUCUAUGUGGCGGUUCAAAGCCUUUUACUGAAGGUGUAUGGUUCCAAAACGACUAAUGGAGCCUAUAAGCCGAAGCCAUAGAGUUAUAUAUAAGAACUAGAGGGCGCACUGGUGAUGCUUCUUGCACAAACACGACGGGACCGCAACGAG